This is a messenger RNA of Erinaceus europaeus (western European hedgehog), 951 nucleotides long. Its product is annotated as olfactory receptor 6K3-like. The transcript has a single exon. Gene Ontology annotation, cellular component: membrane. NCBI's taxonomy places the organism in Eukaryota, Metazoa, Chordata, Mammalia, Eulipotyphla, Erinaceidae. Bases 1 to 951 code for a protein of 316 amino acids. The record is from RefSeq and is a predicted model, not a curated record. Gene Ontology annotation, biological process: G protein-coupled receptor signaling pathway. Gene Ontology annotation, molecular function: olfactory receptor activity; G protein-coupled receptor activity.
AUGGUGAGAAGUAACCAAACUUGUGGGGUAACUGAGUUCUUCUUCUCAGGAUUCCCCCAGUUUGAAGAGGGGAGCCUCCUUUACUUCAUCCCCCUCUUAAUCAUCUAUAUAUUCAUUGUGAUUGGGAAUCUCAUUGUCUUUUUUGCAGUCCGAAUGGACACACAUCUCCACAACCCUAUGUAUAAUUUCAUCAGUCUCUUCUCCUUCCUGGAGAUCUGGUAUACCACGGCCACUAUCCCCAAGAUGCUGUCCAAUCUUAUCAAUAAGAGAAGGACCAUCUCCAUCUUUGGCUGCCUUCUGCAGAUGUACUUCUUCCACUCACUGGGAAACUCUGAGGGAAUUCUUCUGACCACCAUGGCCAUCGACAGGUAUGUGGCCAUCUGCAACCCUCUUCGCUACCCGACCAUUAUGACUCCUCGACUAUGUGCCCAACUCUCUGCAGGCUCCUGCAUCUUUGGUUUUCUUGUGUUGCUCCCAGAAAUUGCAUGGAUUUCCACCCUGCCCUUCUGUGGCCCCAACCAAAUCCACCAGCUCUUCUGUGAUUUUGAACCUGUGUUGCAUCUGGCCUGCACAGACACAUCCAUGAUUCUGGUAGAGGAUGUGAUCCAUGCCAUUGCCAUCAUCUUCAGCGUGCUGAUCAUUUCCCUGUCUUAUGUCAGAAUCAUCAUUGUCAUCUUGAGGAUCCCCUCUGUCGAUGGCCGCCAGAAGGCCUUCUCUACCUGUGCCUCUCAUCUGGGGGUCUUUCUGAUGUUCUAUGGCAGUGUCUCCCUCAUGUACCUGCGAUUCUCUGCCACAUUUCCCCCAGUCCUGGACAAAAUCAUUGCACUGAUGUUUGCUGUCCUGGCACCUUUUUUCAACCCCAUCAUCUACAGCUUGAGAAACAAGGACAUGAAGAUUGCAAUCCAGAAGCUCUUCUGCUUUCAUAAGGAGUUUAAUGCAUCUACAAGUUAG